AUGUCUGGGAGGGAUGUACAUUCUGAGGACAGUCACUACAGAGCAACUGGUGCUGGCAAAUCUGUGACAAUCCAGCUGUUUGGGGACAAACUCUUCCCCAUCGCCAUCGACCCAGCGAUUGUCAAUGGAGUUUAUUGGUCUGAAUCCCUAAACAAAGUUUUUGUGGAUAACUUUGACCGGGACCCGUCUCUCAUAUGGCAGUACUUUGGAAGUGCAAAGGGCUUUUUCAGGCAGUAUCCAGGGAUUAAAUGGGAACCAGAUGAGAAUGGAGUCAUUGCCUUUGACUGCAGGAACCGAAAAUGGUACAUCCAGGCAGCGACUUCUCCGAAGGACGUGGUCAUUUUAGUUGACGUCAGUGGCAGCAUGAAAGGCCUCCGUCUGACCAUCGCCAAGCAGACGGUCUCCUCUAUUCUGGACACGUUGGGGGAUGAUGACUUCUUCAACAUCAUUGCUUACAACGAGGAGCUUCACUACGUGGAGCCGUGCCUGAACGGGACGCUGGUGCAGGCCGACAGGACGAACAAGGAGCACUUCAGGGAGCACCUGGACAAACUUUUUGCCAAAGGAAUCGGCAUGCUGGACAUAGCUCUGAACGAGGCCUUCAACAUCCUCAGCGACUUCAACCACACGGGACAAGGAAGCAUCUGCAGCCAGGCCAUCAUGCUCAUCACAGACGGGGCAGUGGACACCUAUGAUACAAUCUUUGCGAAAUACAAUUGGCCAGAUCGGAAGGUUCGCAUCUUCACGUACCUCAUUGGACGGGAGGCGGCUUUUGCAGACAAUCUCAAGUGGAUGGCCUGUGCCAACAAAGGAUUUUUCACCCAGAUCUCCACGUUGGCGGACGUGCAGGAAAAUGUCAUGGAGUACCUCCACGUGCUGAGCCGGCCCAAGGUGAUCGACCAGGAGCACGACGUGGUGUGGACCGAAGCUUACAUCGACAGCACCCUUGCUGAUGAUCAGGGCCUUGUCCUCAUGACCACAGUCGCCAUGCCCGUGUUUAGUAAGCAGAACGAAACCAGGUCGAAAGGCAUUCUGCUAGGCGUGGUUGGCACAGAUGUCCCAGUGAAAGAACUUCUGAAGACCAUCCCCAAAUACAAGUUGGGGAUUCACGGCUAUGCCUUUGCAAUCACAAAUAAUGGAUAUAUCCUGACGCACCCAGAACUCAGGCCACUGUACGAAGAAGGAAAAAAGCGAAGGAAACCCAACUACAGUAGCGUUGACCUCUCCGAGGUCGAGUGGGAAGACAGAGAUGACGUGUUACGAAACGCCAUGGUGAACCGAAAGACAGGGAAGUUUUCCAUGGAGGUGAAGAAGACAGUGGACAAAGGGAAACGGGUUUUGGUGAUGACAAAUGACUACUAUUAUACAGACAUCAAGGGUACUCCUUUCAGUUUAGGUGUGGCGCUCUCCAGAGGCCAUGGGAAGUAUUUCUUCCGAGGGAAUGUCACCAUCGAAGAAGGCCUGCAUGACUUAGAACACCCCGACGUGUCCUUGGCAGACGAAUGGUCCUACUGCAACACGGACCUGCACCCAGAGCACCGUCACCUGUCUCAAUUAGAAGCUAUUAAGCUCUACCUCAAAGGCAAAGAACCUCUUCUGCAAUGUGAUAAAGAACUGAUACAGGAGGUCCUUUUUGAUGCCGUGGUGAGUGCUCCCAUUGAAGCCUAUUGGACCAGCCUUGCCCUCAACAAAUCUGAGAAUUCGGACAAGGGCGUGGAGGUGGCCUUCCUUGGCACUCGCACGGGCCUCUCAAGGAUCAACCUGUUCGUUGGUGCUGAGCAGCUCACCAAUCAGGACUUCCUGAAAGCUGGCGACAAGGAGAACAUUUUCAAUGCAGACCAUUUCCCUCUCUGGUACCGAAGAGCCGCCGAGCAGAUCCCGGGGAGCUUCGUCUACUCCAUCCCCUUCAGCACAGGAACAGUCAACAAAAGCAAUGUGGUGACAGCAAGUACCUCCAUCCAGCUCCUGGAUGAAAGGAAGUCUCCCGUGGUGGCAGCUGUAGGCAUUCAGAUGAAACUCGAAUUUUUCCAAAGGAAGUUCUGGACUGCCAGCAGACAGUGCGCCUCUCUGGAUGGCAAAUGCUCCAUCAGCUGCGAUGACGAGACUGUGAACUGUUACCUCAUAGACAAUAACGGAUUUAUUCUGGUGUCUGAAGACUACACACAGACUGGAGACUUUUUUGGUGAGGUCGAGGGAGCUGUGAUGAACAAAUUGUUAACAAUGGGCUCCUUUAAAAGAAUUACCCUUUACGACUAUCAGGCCAUGUGCAGGGCCAACAAGGAGAGCAGCGACGCCGCCCACGGCCUCCUAGAUCCUUAUAAAGCCUUCCUUGCUGCAGUAAAAUGGAUCAUGACAGAACUUGUCUUGUUCCUGGUGGAAUUUAACCUCUGCAGUUGGUGGCACUCAGAUAUGACAGCUAAAGCCCAGAAAUUGAAACAGACCCUGGAGCCUUGUGAUACUGAAUAUCCAGCAUUUGUCUCUGAGCGCACCAUCAAGGAAACCUCAGGGAACAUUGCUUGUGAAGACUGCUCCAAGUCCUUUGUCAUCCAGCAGAUCCCCAGCAGCAACCUGUUCAUGGUGGUGGUGGACAGCAGCUGCCUCUGUGAGUCCGUGGCCCCCAUCACCAUGGCGCCCAUCGAAAUCAGGUAUAACGAAUCUCUUAAGUGUGAACGUUUAAAGGCCCAGAAGAUCAGAAGGCGCCCGGAGUCUUGCCAUGGCUUCCAUCCCGAGGAGAACGCCAGGGAGUGCGGGGGUGCGCCCAGCCUCCAGGCCAAGGUGGGCCUCGCCCUCUUCCCCAUGCUCCCGAUGCUCUUCUUCAGGUGACACCGACCGACACGUUCUCUUGGCAUGCUCAAUUAUGGAUAAACUGUGAACCGAAACAUGGUGCGACAUAGGAGACAUGGA
Miniopterus natalensis is the source of this 2904-nucleotide messenger RNA. The record is from RefSeq and is a predicted model, not a curated record. NCBI's taxonomy places the organism in Eukaryota, Metazoa, Chordata, Mammalia, Chiroptera, Miniopteridae.